UAUACCGGAAACGACCAAGUAACCGGAAAAGAGAGGACAGAGGGCGGGACAUUUUAAAAAUCUAACGAUUCAUCAAUCUACUUUCCGCAUAUCUUAACAGAAUACCUUAUAUGGUGGUGACAUUAAAACAUGUCAUCAAAAAUUCCAAGAGGUGUUCAUGUUCCAGGAGAAGGAAAGAAAACUGCCCAAAAACCUGAAUCCAAAGACUCGGCUAUACUUUCCACAGCAGCCAACAAUGUCCUGAAACCAGACUUUAAAGCCCAAAAAGAAAACAUGCCAAGCAGAAAAGGUGCUGCUCCUAAAGUUCACAAAGGAAUUUCAACUAGGCAUGGGCAGCAGGUCGAGCUCAAGGAGCAAUAUCAUCACUUGACCGCCAUCAACGAGGAGCUGCAGAAACAACUUUCAGAGUCGCGGCAACAAGUUGCUGAGCUGGAGCUGCAGUUCAGUGAGCUUCUCAGCGAGAAUGCAGCGAUAAAGAAAAGCCUCCACGACUGUCGUGUUCUUCUGGUUUCUGCCAAGAUUGACCCAGUUUUAGGAGAAAAAGUUGGAGAUGCAGCCCAACAUAAUGAAGACAAAAGGAAAGAAGCCAUGAGCGUUUCCACUGACCUGCUGCAGGAGUUAAAAGCAUUUAGUGAUACUGCAUCCCAACAGCAAACCCAGCUAAAGGAGCUCUGGACAACAAUGGAGGACAUCACAAAAGCACGAGAGCUGAUGAGGCAGGAGAGGGAGAACUUUUCCCAGCAGGCCACUGAAAUGGAGAACGCUCUAAAAGAAGCAGAAGCACUGUUACUGUAAAAGUGUCACAAACCCUUAAUAAUCAGUUCUAUAUAUUGUUGUUUAAACUAAAUAAAGAUUUCAUGUAAAUAUCUUUUUGUUAUUUCAAACACUAAAACACGUGUACACAGCAGGGCGUUCAUUUAUUCCUUACUUAAUGGCUUGUGUAAAAGUUGUUAAAACGUAUGUUUCUUAUAAUUAAUUUAUAUUCUUUUCAGAUAAAAAUGAGUUAGAAAUGUCCCAUAAGGUGUUUAAAUUGUGCAAAAAUGUUGUUUCUGAACUUUUCCAUUAAAAAUAUAACAAAACAUA
This is a messenger RNA of Nothobranchius furzeri (turquoise killifish), 1083 nucleotides long. It is a transcript of the gene knstrn, whose product is annotated as kinetochore localized astrin (SPAG5) binding protein. The record is from RefSeq and is a predicted model, not a curated record. Lineage: Eukaryota; Metazoa; Chordata; Actinopteri; Cyprinodontiformes; Nothobranchiidae. Gene Ontology annotation, cellular component: kinetochore; microtubule plus-end; centriolar satellite. Gene Ontology annotation, biological process: spindle organization; regulation of attachment of spindle microtubules to kinetochore; mitotic sister chromatid segregation.